AAAAACAAAACAAACCCAACCAGGAUUAAAACUCACCGAAGGACUUUCUAGUCUUGCACAGGAGAACUCAAAGCAGCUUGUCUGCCAGGUUACCCAUCAAAGGGACGACGUCCCUCUGUCACCAUGGGGUCAGUCGUGUGGGAAUGUGGUUAAAAGCUUGAAAAACUUAAACUAAUUCAUGGCAUUUUGGACUGAGAAAAGGGAAGGUUCCUUGCACACCUGCCUCAAAUACAUCGUCCCCUGGACUGGGCUGAGGAUGUUGAACACAAAGACUGUUCCAGUUUGGAAGAGCCUCAAACAAGGACUGGGAAUAUCGUUGUCGAGGUGAAACCCGAGGAUACAGGAGGAGCUGGAAGGGCCGCAACCGGCCCCGUUCCCGGUGUGGAAGGAUGGCUGGGAGCUGGAUUUUGUGUUCCCUUUGGCUGUUGGAUGUUUUGGUGGGGCUCACGGGGGGGCACAGCCUGUUUUCUUGUGAGCCCAUCAUCCUGAGGAUGUGCCAGGACCUGCCUUACAACACCACCUUCAUGCCUAACCUCCUCAACCACUAUGACCAGCAAACAGCAGCUUUGGCCAUGGAGCCCUUCCACCCGAUGGUGAAUUUGGAAUGCUCCCGGGAUUUCCGACCCUUCCUGUGUGCCCUGUACGCCCCGGUGUGCAUGGAAUACGGGCGGGUGACCCUGCCCUGCCGCCGGCUCUGCCAGAGGGCCUACAGCGAGUGCUCCAAGCUCAUGGAGAUGUUCGGGGUGGCCUGGCCCGAGGACAUGGAGUGCACCAGGUUCCCGGACUGCGACGAGCCAUACCCUCGCCUUGUUGACCUCAGCUCGGCCGGGGAGCCCACGGAGGAGGCCCCAAUGGCAGUCCAGAGGGAUUAUGGCUUUUGGUGCCCUCGGGAGCUGAAAAUAGACCCCGACCUGGGCUACUCCUUCCUGAGGGUGCGCGACUGUUCCCCUCCCUGCCCCAACAUGUACUUCCGCCGCGAGGAGCUCUCCUUCGCCCGCUACUUCAUCGGCGUCAUCUCCAUCGUCUGCCUCUCCGCCACCUUGUUCACCUUCCUGACCUUCCUGAUCGACGUCACGCGGUUCCGCUACCCGGAGCGGCCCAUCAUAUUCUACGCCGUCUGCUACAUGAUGGUGUCCCUGAUCUUCUUCAUCGGCUUCCUGCUGGAGGACCGCGUGGCGUGCAACGCCUCCAGCCCCGCCCAGUACAAGGCGUCCACGGUGACCCAGGGCUCCCACAACAAGGCCUGCACCAUGCUCUUCAUGGUGCUCUACUUCUUCACCAUGGCCGGCAGCGUGUGGUGGGUCAUCCUCACCAUCACCUGGUUCCUGGCCGCCGUGCCCAAGUGGGGGAGCGAGGCCAUCGAGAAGAAGGCCUUGCUCUUCCACGCCAGCGCCUGGGGAAUCCCGGGCACUCUCACCAUCAUCCUCUUGGCCAUGAACAAGAUCGAGGGCGACAACAUCAGCGGCGUGUGCUUCGUCGGCCUCUACGACGUGGACGCGCUGAGAUACUUCGUCCUCGCCCCUCUCUGCCUCUACGUCGUCGUGGGAGUCUCCCUCCUCCUGGCCGGGAUUAUCUCCCUCAACCGGGUCCGCAUCGAAAUCCCGUUGGAAAAGGAGAACCAGGACAAGCUGGUGAAGUUCAUGAUCCGCAUCGGCGUGUUCAGCGUCCUGUACCUCGUGCCGCUGCUGGUCGUCAUCGGCUGCUAUUUCUACGAGCAGGCCUAUCGCGGCGUGUGGGAGACCACGUGGAUCCAGGAGCGCUGCCGGGAGUACCACAUCCCGUGUCCCUACCAGGUGCCUCAGAUGAGCCGCCCGGAUUUGAUCCUGUUCCUCAUGAAGUAUCUCAUGGCCUUGGUGGUCGGGAUUCCCUCCGUGUUCUGGGUUGGGAGCAAGAAGACCUGCUUUGAGUGGGCCAGUUUCUUCCACGGGCGCAGGAAAAAAGAAGUUGUAAACGAGAGUCGCCAAGUGCUGCAGGAGCCAGACUUCGCCCAGUCUCUCCUGAGGGAUCCCAACACCCCCAUCAUCCGAAAGUCCAGGGGCACUUCCACGCAGGGCACCUCGACCCACGCCUCCUCCACCCAGCUGGCCAUGCUGGACGACCAGAGGAGCAAGGCAGGGAGCGUCCACAGCAAAGUGAGCAGCUACCACGGCAGCCUGCACCGCUCGCGGGACGGACGGUACACUCCCUGCAGCUACAGAGGAGUGGAGGAACGACUACCUCACGGCAGCAUGUCCCGACUGACCGACCACUCCAGGCACAGCAGCUCCCACCGGCUGAACGAGCAGUCACGGCACAGCAGCAUCAGGGACCUCAGCAGCAACCCGCUGACACACAUCACGCACGGCACCAGCAUGAACCGCGUCAUCGAGGAGGAUGGCACCAGUGCCUGAGCCCGGAGGAGCGCUCCCAGAGCGUGGAGUGGUUGCUCAGCUCGUGGUCCCUUCCUCAGUAUUAUCAUCCUCUCGUCAGGUGCUGAAUUUGGGCUGAAUCAGGAAGCCAAAAGCGGCGUCGCAGCCGGACGCUCUCGAGGAGCUCCAGUGUUCAGCUGUCCCGAAUUCCUGAGUAAAAAGCCUCCUUUGAACCUCUCUGUAGGUGAUUAUUUAUUCCAUGGCUGGUCCUCAUCAGACACCACUCCUGAAAAUCUUUGUGGAAAAUGGUCUCCCUUUUCCUCCCUCUCUCCCUCUGCGUGUCGGGAGGUGUCACCCCGAAAACUCACUGCCGGGGUUGCACUGAGGGUUUUUCUGGUGAGACUUGGGAACUCCUGGUUGCUGAAGGAAUUCCUCAGCACACCUCCUUGACACAAUUCCUGCCUGUCUCCGUCGUGUACAUCAGGAGAAGACACAUCAAAUGCUGCCCGAGGGACACCUGUGCGAGCUGGGAUGGUCACACUGGAAACACAAGGGAGAAGGAAACCCCACUGAGGAUCCCCAGCUCUUCCCAGAGCUGCUCAGGCUCAGCCGCUGGGACGGGGUGGGAGGGUGGGGGGAAGAGACACAGGCAGGAAAGAGCAAUUUUUUUAUAACUUGUAAUUGUCCUUGCUUUUUUACAAAAAGACUAUUUAAAUUUUCUACUCGUUUACAGUUUCUGUAGGAAGAGAACGGCUUUUCAAACCAGUUAUCAAGAUGAUAUUCAGCCACUUAUUUUUUAGAGUCCUGUACAGAAGCUGAGAUUGCCUGUUCCUGAUCUAUUUAAAAAAAAAAAAAUUAUAAUAGAAAAGCUGAAUUUUUCCCCCAACCAGGAAUGUAGAGCCCGUUCCCUACAACCAGAGCAAGGCCUGUUUCCGAGCCCCAGCUCCACGGUGAGGAAAGGCUGAGGCCAAAAGGACCGGAGGAGUUUAUUCAGGGAUGAUCCGCCUGCCUUGCGAUGUCACGGCUGGUUUGGGGAGGAUUCUCUGUGCUGAGCAAGAAUUAGAAAAUGAGUGGGAGAAAUCCAGGCAGGAGCUGCCCACAGACGGGGAAAGAGCAGGAUGUGGCAGCCGGAAUUGCUGUCUUGAGGAGGAGGAGAUGGGAUCCAUUGUAAAUUUUUGGCUCCUUCCCAGCCAGGGAUUUUGCAUUAUGGAUCAACCUCUGCUGUAGGGUGUUUUCUUCUCAUUCAGAUUCACAGUGGAGAAUUCUCACUUUGGGCUUUUUUAAUGUGGAAACACUCUGUUGGGAUGCACUGGAGGCAGAAGUGGAGGCACGUCCUGGACGGUGCCGUGGAUCUUCUGGAGCAUCUGCUGUCGGGAUUCAUUCAGCGUGAGGAAACACUGAUCCCAUGUAAACCUACCUCAGUAAUUACUACAGACCAUUGCUGGGAGAUGAAUCCAUAUUUUUGCAUUGUCCUUACGUAAUUCCCUUUCCGAGGCACGUUGGAGAAGCCUUUGGAGACGGUUUGUGUGGCACAUCCUCGAGGGCAGGGACAGGGCAGCAGCUCCCGGGCUGCUCCACAAUUACUCCUGUUAAUUGUUGCUGAUGACACAACAGCAAAGCCGGGGGAUCAAGGGCUGCCUCGGGAGGCACCGAGUCUUAGAGAUACAUUUAUCCUAAAUUGAGAUACAUUUUUCCUAAAUUGUCCUCCUUGCUUCCACCGGGCUUCUUGCUCCAAAGGAGAGGCACAGAGGGAACCCGGCGUGGAAUCACAGUCCAGGGAGGGAGUUCUGCACCCGCUCCCCCGGGGCAGAGCACACUCUGCUGUGCCUGUUUGCUCAGCAAACAGCCCCGGGGGCCAUCCCCAGGGAUAACCGGCUGUCCGCAGGGAUAACUGCCCAGAUCCCUACAGCGCCUCUUCCAAAGCAGAAAGGGUGUGGAAAAUCCCGAAGCCAGCAAAACUACAACUCCCUGGAAGCCCCAGAGGUGGAGCCUUUGUUAUUUUCAGGUUCAGCUCCUACUAAAUAACCUGCUGCUUCAAAGGGAUGAUCCAUUCAGGAAUCUGGAUCUGCAGAAGGAGCCAGGAAGCUGAGUUUUCUUAAGCACUGGACCCGGACUAAAUAAGCUCAAGUGUUUACAUUGAUCUUCCUGGCUCAGUUUCCAGUACCUUUUUAUAUAUAUAUUUAUAUAUAUAUAUAAAUUUUAGCCAUGCUUUUACUUGUUUAGAGUCAGGGAGGGGAACAGUGAUGGAGGUUUGAAACAGAUCCUGCUGGAAAUGUUAAUUUGGGAGGUUCAGUCCCCCUGUUGCCUCCAGAUGGGAAUAUCUCGGCUGUUCCUUGCUCAUGGAUCCUGUAAAGGACAGACUCCUGUCACCCCAGAGAGGUGAUUAAACCUCAAAUUAGAGUUCUGGUUGGGGCUUUUUGCCUCCCUGCUGCCUCUCUUUUAUCUUCAAAACCUGAGCUCUGGGCAGAGCAUUCCUCCCGGGAUUUUGAAGCCCAUCCCCGAUGUCAGAUUGUCCCAGCCCUGGUGCAGUUCCACAGCCAGGGCACUUCAGCUCCCAAACCAUCCUGCCCAGGGGCUCUGACCCAUAUCCCAGUUGGAAUGUGGCCCAGCCACCACCUCUGGCAGGGGCACCAGGCACGUUUUUGGGGUCCUUUCCUAACUUUGGCACAUCCUGCUCACCGGGAAGAGCUCCAGCCUGGGCACCGGAUUUCUGGGAUUGGUGCCAAGCUUUAAAUUCCCCUGGAGCUUAAACCCCUGCUUUAAUAAGCCCCUGCCCAGGAGGACAGUUGAGCAGUCACUGGAACACUCCGGGUGCUUUGGGCUUUGGCUGCCUGGAUGUUCCUGCAGCUGAACACACAUUCCUCGUGGGGGUCCAGCACUGCUUUAUCCCUUCCCAGCAGAAACAGGACACCAAAACCUGGACCCCUUCUCCUGGGAAACAGGCAGAGAAGCUGCCCAGCUUCUCCAGCUCAUCCCAACAGCAGGUUAAUGUAUCCCCCUCCUACACACACGAGAUGACCUGAGCCCCAAAACUCUGCUCUGCAAGAUCGCGACAGCGAAGCUUCCCACAAAACGCACGGCUUCUCAUUCCCAGUAUUCCCAAGGAGCUGCAUCUCCUGGUUUGUGAACCCAAUUGCCGCUGACAACAGAUUCCCCAGAGCCUGUGAUGUUCCUUCUUUCCUAACCCCUUCGUAGCUCUUGUUGUUCACUGCAAUAUCCCAAAUCGGAGCUGCGGCCGCGUUGCAUGGAAAAGGAGCAGUCGCCCUUCCCUUGGAUCUGUGCCACUCAUCCUUUUUUAGAGCACAAACAAUCCAACAGCAGCAAAAAGCCACGUUCAGGUGCAAAUGUGUUUGUCUGCUCUCGAUGCCUUCCCUUUUCCUACACCCAAGUUUUGCUCUGGAAGCGUUGGAUACCGGCUGUACUGGGGGUUGGGGGUGAGCACGGGGCCAAAAUCCAGCUGCAGCAAAAUCCAGCACUGCUCCCAAUUUGUUCCAGCAAGGAGGGGAGGGAAAACCCCUCAUAAAGGGCUUGAGGAGAAGAGCCAGGAGAGCUGGGUUAAUGCCCACCCUUCCAAGGGAACUGACUCCACAGCCCAGUUCCAGGGGGAUGAGGAUCCCAAAACAGCAGUGGGGAGCGGGCAACCCCCCUGUGCCAUGAAACCGGGGCACAGAGCAGAGUAACCCUGCAUGGGAGACAUCCCGAGGUCCGCCUCAAACAGCAGAAUGUCCAGUUGAAUGUGAAAUUUCCCUUCCUCUCCCCAUGUGCUCCUUUCCUACCCGGACUGGGGUUUAUUUCCACCCGAGGCGGGGCGUUUUCUGCAGUCUCUGCCUGUCAAGAGCAGCCGUGGGGGCCGUGCAUGGGGGCACUUGGUGCAUGUAAUGCUUUGCCUGGACACUCUUGUGUCCCUGCUGUACCAUCAUCCACCUGGAUGGGAGGGGAAGGAGCUCCCGUGUCCGUGAGUCCCACACAGGGUGGGAACACGGGGGCCAGUCCUGACCCGACCUGCGCUCGGCUCUGGGUAGGCUCGUUUACAGUAGUCCAGUGUCGGUUUUGUAAAGUUUAAUUUUUUUAGCACUUUAACUGUGAGUGUACAAACUGUAGUAGGUGUACAUUUUCGUUUUAGACCUUUGGAAGUUUUUAAUAAAACGUUUGAAACGCC
Messenger RNA from Neopelma chrysocephalum (saffron-crested tyrant-manakin), 6507 nucleotides. RefSeq names its product frizzled class receptor 3 (gene FZD3). The record is from RefSeq and is a predicted model, not a curated record. The transcript has 7 exons. Gene Ontology annotation, biological process: non-canonical Wnt signaling pathway; canonical Wnt signaling pathway. Gene Ontology annotation, cellular component: plasma membrane. Gene Ontology annotation, molecular function: Wnt receptor activity; Wnt-protein binding. The coding region runs from base 390 to 2390 and encodes 666 amino acids. Lineage: Eukaryota; Metazoa; Chordata; Aves; Passeriformes; Pipridae.